AUGCCGCCGACACCGUCGUCCAUAAUCUCAGAUGCUCUGAACUCCCUUUCGAAGGCAACUAACAUUGCGCUUGCGACUGUUGAAGACCAAGCCCGGUCAGAUGUCGCACGCGCAAACGCGGAAGCAAGCGAGACGCGCCGCGAACGUGAUGACGCGCUCAAGCAGCUUCACGCCCUCAGAAUUGAGGAGAGGGAUUGGGAGAGACGCGAAGAAGCUUGGAAAGCCGCUUUAGACAAGGCUGAACUGACUAUCAAACAUCACAACGAGACCAUUGCCCAUCUGAGGGCGGAAACACAUCAAUGGAAGGCACAGCUCUCGCGGUUGGAGGAGACCUCACGACAAGAGAUUGCGGACUGGAAGGAGCAAUACCUUCAUGCUGAACAAGAUCGUUGCCACUUGUCUUCGCGCAUCAACGAGCUAGUUGCAGAGCAGCUCGCUUGGAAUACCCAGGUAAAUGCAGGCGUGGUGGCCACAACCCAGAAGACACCAUAUCCUGAUUUCUAUGACUCAUCCACAUCGUCGACGACUACCAAACGGGCCUCUACAUUGUCGGCGGUCCCCUCCCUGCACAAGCAACAAACGCCAUUACUUUCUGCACAACCCGGUGACGAGCCUCAGUCACAGCCACGCAAGUCGCGGCCCGCUCAGACACCUUCCAAAGCUGCGCCCAAUGCCGUGAAAGCAGUGGCACCCACACCAUCACGCGCUUCACAAAUACAGACCCGUGUUAAUGAACCGUCAGGACCGACAAGCAAGACGCUGCGCACAUCUCAAGCUCCACAUCUCUCAACUACUCGUAUGACGCCCGGCUCUCGCUCCAAGCAGCAGGCUGAGGCCCAGCCGCUACAGCAGCGUGUCAUCCGUCGGGUUCAAGCUAUCAUCUCUGUCCCUGUCAAGGAAGAGGAAGAUUCUGAAGGCGAGGGCCUUGAGUCAGAGGCAUCCGGCUCGGCGUAUGAGCCGGAUGAGGAGCAGCCCAUAAGACGUAAGAGAGCCGGGCGGAUGUCAGUUUCUGCCAAGGAGAAGCAGGCGCGCGCCUGGAGAGAAGAGGACGACGGCGAAGACGAUGAGGAACAGCCAGUGCAUGGACGGGCACCACGACGAGCAAGGCACAUUCAGGCAGACGAUUCUGAUGUAGAUGAACUCGCCAUGGGUAUUGGGGACGAUGAGGAAUAUGGCCAGGCUAUCGUUGCAAGAAAUAGUCCUCAGAAGAAUGCACGCAAGGACACGAGCGGGCGUCCCUCAUUGGGCUCUAAGAAGCGGAAGCUGGAUACUGGGACUACUCCAGGGUCUCGAGGGACUACGACGAAGGUCGCGCGCAAAAAAUGAGCAUAUCAAGACCUCGUGAACUGAUGACUGUAUCCCUACUGUGGCUGUUUUGUAUCCUGCCUUUGCUCUCCUGACGCACCUACACAUCUUAAGUCGCUGUAUUCACAACCUAAUUCUUACAUGUAGCCUCCACAGCCUAUUGU
This is a messenger RNA of Postia placenta MAD-698-R-SB12, 1469 nucleotides long. RefSeq lists its product as hypothetical. The coding region runs from base 1 to 1326 and encodes 441 amino acids. The transcript has 6 exons. The record is from RefSeq and is a predicted model, not a curated record. NCBI's taxonomy places the organism in Eukaryota, Fungi, Basidiomycota, Agaricomycetes, Polyporales, Adustoporiaceae.